AAAAAAAACCUUUUUUUUUUUUUUUUACUCAAAUGGACCUCCAUAGCAUGAUUUUUCUUGCUUGGCCUGUGAUUGCUAUCGCAUACCCCAUAUACUUGACCGUACGUACAAUUGAGACAGGCUUAAUUUAUGACAUGAGAAAAGUUGCCACUUAUUGGACAAUCUUCUCAUUCAUUCAUGUAUUUGAGUAUGUUUUCUACAAACUUCUUGAAUGGGUACCUCUUUGGCCGUAUUUAAGAUUAGUUUUCAUGUGUUGGUUGGUGAUGCCACAGUUAAAUGGGGCGUCUUAUUUAUACCAAAAUCUUGUUUAUCCGUAUUGGCAAUUCAAACUGCACCAUGCUUUCACUCAGUUUUGUGCCACUUGUUCUGAGUGGUUUGAAAAUCUAAACAAGGAUUCAUAUUUUAAGCUUGAAGAGAAUGGAUCUGCAACUCUGGAAAAUCUGAUUGCAAGCAAGGUUGAGAACAAAACAAGUUCAGCUCUACAAGUUAUUAGUAAACCAGCCAUUCCGAAACUCCCAGAUACUUCUUCUUCUUCUCUACCGUUACUCCACAAUAGAUGGACAUGUGAAAUAUGUGAAGUGAGAGUCUCCUCUGAGCUGACACUACAAUCCCAUAUUCGCGGAAAAAGGCACAGGGCGGAGGCUAAGCUAUGGUGCGAUUUCUGUAAUUUGAGAGUCUCCGGUGAGAUUGACAUGAUUGCACAUCUCAAGGGGAAGAGGCACUUGGCAAAGCUUCAGGCUUUUGCUAGUGCUGGAGCUCUUUAGAUUAUUUUGUUUUUUUUUAUCAAGUUACGAGGCAUAUCUAUAAUUUAGUAUGGAGUAAAAUUUUAGGCCAUCAGUCUAAUUAAACCUGCUGUAGGAGCAGGUUAUUUCUGUAUUUUACCAUAGCAAAGUAAGUUUGCUAUGAGAGUAGCCUAUUGUAGUAGGUCAACUUCAGCUGAUGGCAUAAAGGUUUUACCUAUUGUCAUAUGCCUUCUUAACUUGGUGGUAGAACAAUAUUCAGAGUCAGUUUAUUGAACUUCAUUUUACUUAAUUCAGCCGUCUGUGGUUGACAUUCUGUUUUCAUUAGUCUUUGACCUGUCAGCUUAAUGAACUGAAACGCUGUAGAGUAGCUACAGCUUUGCUGAAAGACGUUGAAAUGGGUCGAAUGCUACUAACUAGUUUUAGUGCUGGUCAUCCCAUUGAAUGAGCGAAGGUGUUCAAGUUCAAACUCCAAAAGCUGCAUUCGAUUAUUUACAUGCCCCUAAAGCUUGUCCAGAAAAUGAAAGUUUCUUGAGAAUCUUUCUUGC
Molecule: messenger RNA, 1288 nt
Organism: Capsicum annuum
Lineage: Eukaryota; Viridiplantae; Streptophyta; Magnoliopsida; Solanales; Solanaceae
Product: HVA22-like protein c
Exons: 5
Coding region: 33-764 (243 amino acids)
Molecular function (GO): nucleic acid binding; zinc ion binding
Source: RefSeq, a predicted model, not a curated record